Symbiodinium sp. CCMP2592 is the source of this 2559-nucleotide messenger RNA. Lineage: Eukaryota; Dinophyceae; Suessiales; Symbiodiniaceae. The record is from the annotation of a GenBank genome assembly.
AUGUCGGUCGCCCCGGCAAGUGCCGAUGCAGACCCGAGCGAGGAUACCAAAGCGGCGGAUGAUCCACCUGUCGCCGGACGUGUUCGGGAUGCGCUGAGGGGUGCCAACAACUUCGGGGAAUUUAGAUCAAGGAGACGCUUUGUGUUCGUGCACUUGUUUUCGGGCGAGAGGGACAUCCUCGGGGAGACCGUGAAGGCGGCCGCCAAAGCCGAGGGUUUGAAUGUGGACGUGAGGUCCGUGGACAUCAAGGGCACAGAGCGAUGCGACCUCAGCAAGGCGGAGCCGUUUGGGGAGCUGAUGCAAGCGGCGACGGACGGCAACGUUGAUGCCGGACAUGCGGGCCCUCCGUGCGGGACUUUCAGCCGGGUGAGAUGGAACGAGAAGGGCACGGGGCCACCGCCCGUGAGAGGCAGGUUGCAAAUCUACGGUUUGGACAGCAACAACGAAGUGCUGGACUCGCAAAAGCGAAGGAAAGUGCCGGAAGCCGGCACCCUCGAAAACCCGCCUGGCUCGCAGGAUGGACCGGACGGCUCCAUGUGGCUAUUGCCCGAGGUCAUGGCCUUCGAGAAGGAGGUCAACGCCAUCAGGGUUUCCUUCAACACUUGCGCUUACCAGAUGGGUCUCAGGAAUCGAUGGUGGAAGCCGAGCACAUGGGCAGGAAGGCUGGAGGACAUCGAGACGCUGUCGGCCAGCUGUACUUGCCCGCCGGGCUUCAGACACGAGAAGCUGGUAGGGCGAGUCCGCACCAGUGAAUCGGCCGAGUAUCCCAAGGACCUGUGCAUCAAGUAUGCCGCUUUACUCGUCAAGGCGUUUAAGAAGACGCUUCAGUUGGAAUGGUGGCGAAGCGAGUUGCGCUGCAAGAAGGAGAUGGUCUCACAACUUCAGGUUAAGUGGCUGGAGUCAAAGGAGAAGCAGCUGUCGCAUCAGCAAACGGCUGCCUCGCAAACCGGAAGAUCGAAGAGAGUCUGGUCGGCCAGAGCGGCCACAGUCGACAUCGACCCGGAUAAGCGGGUAUCCAAGAAGGCCAGAAGGGAGCUUGAGAACGUUCAAGCCGUUGGCGGCAUGAGGAACCCACAUGCUAGCAUGUCCAGGCUGGGGAAGGUGGCCGAAGUGGGCCGAGACAUCGCGAGACUGUGGAGGAGGUUUGCGCAAGAACACCCGGAGGCCUUGGAGGUGGCGAAAACAUACGGUUCCAAAGACUGUCAACCAGACUUAAAGAUUGCGGAGGCCUGGAAGGACGAACUGAAGCUGCUUCUCAAGGUGAAGGAGGAGCCCGGACUCAACCUCAAGGAGAACAUCGAGUUCACGUCCCCAUUGGACCCGGCGAUGUGGCGGGCGUGGCAGAGAGCUUCGGCUGACCCGGAAAAGCACAUCGCGGAAUGGGCUAAUGAUGGAGCCCCGUUGGGUAUGGGAAAGGAGAUCCCGUCCAGCGCAGGGGUGUUCCCAGAGGUCGAGACGGCGUCUAACGAGACGCCGGAGAUGCCGACGCUAGAGUGGCAGGCAAAAAUCAAGAACUACACCAGCAUGUUCGAGGACCCCGAGGGUGCCAGUGCGGAACUAGGAAGAUACUUGGAUAAGGGCUUCUGCAAGAGGAUGAGCAAGAAGCAGGCGACCAGACGUUUCGAUCGGGGCACCAUCUCGAAGCUGGCUUUGAUCACCAAGCAGAAGGGCGAGAACGUGGUGAAGAGGAGAAUAAUAAUUGACUUGCUUAGAAGCGGCGGGAACAAGCGAGCGCGGGUUCCUGAGCGCAUCAUUCUCCCUCGUGGCUCGGAUGUGAUCGCCAUGAUGAAGAAGUUGUGGCAGCUGAAGGGAGAAAGGGCCACGGCGGUCGACCCGCUGGACAACAUCGGCGAGGAACCGGAUGGCUCAGAGGACCCGGGCAUCGAGAUCGUGGGGGCCGACUUGUCGGACGCUUACUGUCACUUCCCGGUUGCGCGCAAAGAGCUGAGCAACUGUUUGGCACCCGGGUUGGAGGAGGAAGAGAUAAUUAUCUUCUGUGCCAUGUUGUUCGGGUUCAAGGCGGCGCCGCUGAUCAUGGGCAGAUUGUCUGCCGCUUUGGCGAGAUUGUGGCAGUCGAUGAUCAUGAGAGACGGGGCGCUUCAGCUGUACAUGGACGACCCACUAUUCGCGAUACUGGGCCCACUUAACAGGCGCAGGGGCAUCAUCGCAAUGCUCCUGUACACGGCCAUGGCCAUGGGCAUCAAUUUGGCAUUCCACAAAGGGGAACGCGGCCUCAGGGUCAAAUGGAUCGGAAUCGCCAUGGAGCUGAACGUGAGUGAGGCCACCUUCACCUUGUCCAUCCCGAAGAAAGUGGCAGCAGAGAUUCUGGAGAAGAUUCAGGAAUGGAAGGGCAAAGGCAUGAUUUCGUUGAGAGAGCUUAGGGCUACCACGGGCAGAUUGUCCUGGGUGGCGGGCAUAGUUCCGCGAUUACGCUGGGCGGUUUCCAUCCUGUAUGCUGUGGUGGCCGACGUGGAGGCUGCCGAGGCCAAGGGCACGGAAGCAGAUAGAGAGCUAGUCGUAGAACUGACAAUAGGCCCAAGCUCGGACUCGUGCCCGUGA